UAUUAAUAAUCUUCAAGAGGUUUUUAAUUUCUAACACUAUUUUCAAUUUUAUUAUUAGGUUAUGUGUAAUUAAAUAAUCACACACUAAAAAUAAUCAAAGGAUAUUAAUAAUUGUAGGAAUAACAUGGCGUCUUUAAACAAAGCGUUAUUGCAGACGCCUGCAACUUUUUUAAUUGCGAGACGUUUUCGAGGUAAAAUUAAUAUACAAAGACCUCGUAAACCUCACUUUGAGAAGCAGCUUCUUCUGGAUAUAACUAAACCUAUUUAUGGAACUCCUCGAAGCCAAUUACCUGAAUAUGUUUUUUGUGAUUUUGAUAAAUCUAAGAACGUAAAAAAGGAAAUUGAUAAUCCAUUUGAAAGGAUAUUAGCCCGUGAGUGCCUCGAUUGGUUUAAUACAUCAAAAAUGGUUGUGUUCCUGCACAUGAAUUCAAUAUCCAUGGAGGAUAAGACACCAAUUUUCGCGGCAUUAAAAAAGAACAACCUACAUUUGAGGACCUAUGGUAAAAAAAUUGUAAGCAUGGCAACCACAGGCACAAGAUAUGAAGUUGUUAAUCAAUUGUUUACAUCACAUCAGAACAUUAUUUUUGGGCAACCCAAUAAAGCUGACACAAUGUUUAAAAUUCUGAAAAAGGCACCUCAACUGGUUGUUAUGGCCGGCAUUGUAGAAGAUAGAUUUAUGUCAAAAAAUGAGUUAGUGGAGUUCAGUAAACUUCCCAACCUGGAUGUUGCAAGAAGUCAAUUAUGUAAUGUGCUGCAGAGCGCUGGGUCUUGUCUCGUGAACCAAUUGAAUCAAAACCAACAAAUAUUAGUUUCACAUCUUGAUAAACAUAUAGAAUUGCAAAAAGCACCUCAGAACGAAGAAAUAUGUGAUUCAAAGGAAAGUUCUUAAAAUAAGGUUAUAAUAGUAAUUGUAAACAUAGAUUAAUUAAAUGUAAUAGAAGAUGUGGUA
Molecule: messenger RNA, 949 nt
Organism: Colias croceus (clouded yellow)
Lineage: Eukaryota; Metazoa; Arthropoda; Insecta; Lepidoptera; Pieridae
Gene: mRpL10
Product: 39S ribosomal protein L10, mitochondrial
Exons: 3
Coding region: 125-889 (254 amino acids)
Biological process (GO): translation
Cellular component (GO): mitochondrial large ribosomal subunit
Molecular function (GO): structural constituent of ribosome
Source: RefSeq, a predicted model, not a curated record